CAGCCCAGUCGUCGCUGGUCUUCACGAGGACAAACGCUCGCUGGUUCAUAUGCGAGCGAGGGAUGGCAAUCAUCAUCACCAUAGCCACAAGAAGGCGAACAAUCGGAUCAAGACUGGUGCCAAGAUUACCUUCUACGCCGUGCGCCCUCAUCACCAUUCAGGCGAACAGCUCGCUAAACCCUCUUGCGGCGGAAGCACUCCAAAAGACGAGGAUAUGAUCGCUGCUGCGCCCGCGAACAGCCCAGCCAAAUGCGGUGACCACGUCACGAUCAAGCACGGCAGCAAAGAGGUCACAGUCAAGGUCAUCGACACUUGCGAGGGUUGCCCCAAGAUGGGCUUGGAUCUUUCCAAAGGAGCGUUCCAGAAGCUUGCCACGUUGGACGCAGGUGUCAUUGAGGGCGCCCAGUUUUGGAUCAACUAGACAACGACGCGCGAUGAUGCACCGGCAUAGUCUACCGACGCCAAAGUCGUGCGCAAGACAUUUGAAGAUGAGGCAGAGCCCCAUCCCGUCCCUCUAACUCCGCUCGCCUUUGUUCGCAUGCGUUUGAGCACCGACUUCGGUCCAACCGACACUUCUUACUCUGACACCAUCGAGCCAGUUAAUUCCGAAAGCUUGCCCUGCCCGAGUUCUCCAAUUGUAACCCACGUUCUGUCUACUGGGCCUCUUGUCGAGCUUUGAAGGUCAGCAUGAUAGCUCUGACCCAUACCCUUUCACAGGUACCUAUGUCUUCCAUCAUCCCACCUUCCCUCGUCUGAAAGAGCUCGCUCUGAGCUCCAAUGAACAUUUUAGCCCGUCAAAGCUCAGCGUGAU
This is a messenger RNA of Ceraceosorus guamensis, 811 nucleotides long. RefSeq lists its product as hypothetical. The record is from RefSeq and is a predicted model, not a curated record. Lineage: Eukaryota; Fungi; Basidiomycota; Exobasidiomycetes; Ceraceosorales; Ceraceosoraceae. The transcript is spliced from 3 exons. Bases 50 to 421 code for a protein of 123 amino acids.